AUGGCAACACUCCCGCAGCAGAAAGUACACGAUGUGAUCAAGCAAUACCGGCCUGCGAGACAAUUUCCCGGUUCUACUCGCUCAGACGGGGUCGAAAGUCGUGUCACAUCCCUUGAUUUCGACGAUAUGGGCGAGUUCCUCGUGGCCGCCUCAGACGACGAAACGAUGCAUGUUUACGAUAUAAAAGAAGGAAAAAGAACCAAGACGAUACCCAGCAAGAAGUAUGGUAUUCACCUGGCUCGGUUCACUCACCACUCGCGCAAUGUUCUGUUUGCCAGUACGAAGCAAGAUGAUUCUCUACGCUUAUUGGAACUCCACAACGAGAGCUUCGUUCGCUACUUUACGGCUCAUACGGGACAAGUAACUUGUAUAGCGCUGUCUCCUGGAAGUGAUCAGUUCUUAUCGUGCGGCAACGACGACAUGGUUUGUCUAUGGGACCUGAACUCUAGAAGCCCGCAAGGAAAAUUGAAACUUGUUACUCCCUACCUCGCGGCCUACGACCCCUCUGCGCAGAUAAUGGCGAUAGCGUCUCAAUCUACCUCCUCUAUCCUCCUCUAUGAUGUCCGAAACUUCGACAAAGCUCCCUUUGCUACCUUUGACAUGGCUGGAGCGGAGGAUAGGUACACCCCUACCACGAAGGGUCGAGCAUGGACCAAAUUGGAGUUUUCGAACGAUGGAAAAAAUAUGCUUCUCGGCACUGACUAUCAUGGCCAUUUCGUUCUAGACGCUUUUGAUGGGACGGUCAAAUCAUUUCUACAAGGGAAGACCGCUGGUACUGGACGAGCUGCUCCUGUGUCAACAUCGGGAAAGCCGCUGGGCCAAGGAGACGUCUGUUUUACACAAGAUGGGAGGUAUGUUGUCGGCGGUGCGGGCGACCAGCCGGACCUCCUUGUCUGGGAUACCCACAAUGUCAACGAUGUUCGGCAGGAGCCUAUGGUCCGAUUGUCGGGUCGAGGAAUCAAGGCGCCAGUAGUGCAAUGCAAUCCCCGCUACAACAUGCUCGUGACUGCUGACUCCAGGGUGUGCAUGUGGUUACCAGGCGAUCAAAUCAAGAAUCCAGAACUCUGA
Messenger RNA from Fonsecaea nubica, 1068 nucleotides. RefSeq lists its product as hypothetical. The transcript is spliced from 2 exons. Gene Ontology annotation, molecular function: chromatin binding; protein binding. Bases 1 to 1068 code for a protein of 355 amino acids. The record is from RefSeq and is a predicted model, not a curated record. Lineage: Eukaryota; Fungi; Ascomycota; Eurotiomycetes; Chaetothyriales; Herpotrichiellaceae. Gene Ontology annotation, cellular component: Set1C/COMPASS complex.